AUGUCUGAAGAUGAAGAGGAACACAACACAUCACCCACCGUGGAAGCGACGUCCGAGGCUGGAACCAGCUAUCAGGAGAGGCAAGAGGUGUCCGAGAGAAGCAUCAUUGCGGCCGCAGGUUUCGGACUCGACAAGACCGCAUUUAACCGACGCAAAAAGCGGGAAGCCACGUCAUUUCUUGGUCCUACAAGAGAGCCGUCUAAGCGCCAACGGAAGGCUUCCGAAUCAGGAAUAGGGGAAGAACUCGGGGGGGGUGGAGCGGCGCAGUACCACAGACGUCAGCGCGACUAUUCGUCGGACAAAGUGGACAGACACAACGCCGGUGUUGCCAGGGGCACGACUGCACGACACGGCCAUUGCACGGCCAUGAAGCCAGAUUUCCGCUCGAAUCGCGCCAAGCAGGGUGUAGCCCAUAUCAGCCAGACGUGUGGCCACCCGGCGUGCAUGAAGCGGCCAUCAUUCGGUAAAGCCGGCAGCAAAGAGGUAGAGUUCUGCUCUCGGCACCAGAAGCAGGGUAUGGUUGACCUCGUGAACAAGAAGUGCGGCCACCCCGGCUGCAUCAAAAGCUCGUCAUUUAGUGAACACGGCAGCACCAAGCGUGAGUUCUGCUCUCAGCACCCGAAGGAGGGUAUGGGCAACGUCGUUAGCAAGAGGUGCGGCCAUCCCGGGUGCAUGAAGCAUCCCACGUUUGGUCAAGCUGGCAGCAAGAAGGUAGAGUUCUGCUCUCCGCACGCGAAGCAGGGUAUGGUCAACGUCGUCAGCAAGAGGUGCGGCCACCCCGGGUGCAUGAAGUAUGCCACAUUUGGUCAAGCUGGCAGCACCAAGCGUGAGUUCUGCUCUCAGCACGCGAAGCAGGGUAUGGUCAACCUCGUCGGCAAGAAGUGUGGCUACCCCGGGUGCAUGAAGCAGCCGUUUUAUGGUAAAUACGGCAGCAAGAAGGCGGAGUUCUGCUCUCAGCACGCGAAGCAGGGUAUGAUCAACGUCGUCAGCAAGAGGUGCGGCCACCCCGGGUGCAUGAAGUAUCCCACAUUUGGUCAAGCUGGCAGUAAGAAGGUAGAGUUCUGCUCUCCGCACGCGAAGCAGGGUAUGGUCAACGUCGUCGGCCAGAAGUGUGGCCACCCCGGGUGCAUGAAGCAGCCAUUGUAUGGUAAAUACGGCAGCACCAAGCGUGAGUUCUGCUCUCCGCACGCGAAGCAGGGUAUGGUCAACGUCGCAAGCCAGAAGUGCGGCCACCCCGGGUGCAUGAAGCAUCCCACAUAUGGACAAGCUGGCAGCAAGACGGCGGAGUUCUGCUCUCCGCACGCGGAGCAGGGUAUGGUCAACGUCGUCAGCAAGAGGUGCGGCCACCCCGGGUGCAUGAAGCAUCCCUCAUAUGGUCAAGCUGGCAGCAAGAAGGUAGAGUUCUGCUCUCAGCACGCGAAGCAGGGUAUGGUCAACGUCGUCGGCCAGAAGUGUGGCCACCCCGGGUGCAUGAAGCACCCGGCAUUUGGUAAAUACGGCAGCACCAAGCGUGAGUUCUGCUCUCCGCACGCGAAGAAGGGUAUGGUUGACCUUAACAACAAGCGUUGCGGGCACCCAGGGUGCGUCAAAGUCUCGUCAUAUGGUGAACACGGCAGCAACAAGUACGAGUUCUGCUCUCAGCACGCGAAGGAGGGUAUGGUUGACCUUCUCCACAAGAGGUGCGGUCACUCGGGAUGCAUCAAACGGCCGACGGUUGGUGACACCGGCAGCAGAAAGGCGGAGUUCUGCUCUCAGCACGGGAAGAAUGGCAUGGUUGACCUCAUCCACAAGACGUGCGGUCACCCCGAGUGCAUGAUACAACCGUCAUAUGGUGAACGCGGCAGCAACAAGCGUGAGUUCUGCUCUAAGCACGCGAGGGAGGGUAUGAUUAACGUCGUUAACAAGAGAUGA
Molecule: messenger RNA, 1911 nt
Organism: Ectocarpus siliculosus
Lineage: Eukaryota; Phaeophyceae; Ectocarpales; Ectocarpaceae
Source: the annotation of a GenBank genome assembly